Molecule: messenger RNA, 1409 nt
Organism: Trichoderma asperellum CBS 433.97
Lineage: Eukaryota; Fungi; Ascomycota; Sordariomycetes; Hypocreales; Hypocreaceae
Biological process (GO): transcription initiation at RNA polymerase II promoter
Cellular component (GO): transcription factor TFIID complex
Molecular function (GO): protein heterodimerization activity
Source: RefSeq, a predicted model, not a curated record
AAUAGAUUCUGAGAAAUCUCGUCGUGGCUUGUAACACGAGCUGCUAUAACGUACUUACGUAUGUAGAUUAGCAGCUGCGGAUUAUACACCACCAUAGCGUGUGCGCCAGGCGCGUUGGCCGGCUCUUUAUUUUCUUCAUACCACUACCGAUCCCAUUGGCAGCCACCCAUCGCAGCUAUCAUCUCAAACCCGCCCCUCUCCUAUUUGUUCGCCUCGAUCAUCCAAUUCGUUGCAAUGUCGCGCAAGCGUAGCGCAUCCGUCAUUUCCGUUGAUUCGGAUACAAAACGACCCAAGCAUGCGACCCAAGAAGACGAGCCUUCCAGCGGACAGCAACUUGGAACGACCCAAAACCGAACAGAGCGGGAUGCUUCUUCAGAAUGGGCAGGCGAAGAGUCUUUUUCAGCAGUGCCUUCUCUAUCUCCAACCCUACAUCACAUUGCCCGCUGCGGUAUUCAGCGUUCUAUUGCCGUGGUCCUGGCGCAUAAUGGAUUUCAGUCAGCCAGUCCCGAGGCCCUUGAGAGCUUCACAGGAGCGGUCGAGAUGUAUUUGAGUUCCGUUAUCGAGGAAGUCAAGCGGUUCGCAAUAUCAUCGCGGCGCGAAGCUCCCAUCCCGUCCGACUUUGAACUCAUGCUCAGGCACCAUAAUUUAACACUUUCAUCUCUGAAACCGCACAUCAAGGGCCGACUUAGCAAUCAAGAUACGACUGAUCGCAGUGAAAACCUCAUCACCAUCGAUGACACAUUCAACUCACUGCCGCUCCUUGGCGACGAGCUCAGCGGCCAACCAGACAAAGAGAGCAAGACCUUUAUACCAUCCUCUUUUCCCGGUUUUCCGAGCACACACACCUACAAGUUUACACCGCAAGAAGAUAGAAGGACGCGCGAUUCCAAACAGAUUAGAGAAGACGCGGCUAAGAGUGCGCAGCUUGGCGAAGAUGCAUUGCGCAGACUGGUUCGGGCUUCGAAAAUGCGCAAACAAAAAGAAGUCAAGUCAUUGGUCGAGCGUGAUAGUCAGGGCAAAGAGCGUUUUCGAUUAUGGGAGUCGACUAUGAAGCGAUUCAUGGGGGGCGAUCGUUUCAGAGACCACGCCGAUAAAGUGGAAAUCGCAGACCACAGCAUGCUUGUGAAUGCUGAUACUAAAUUCUCACGAAGAGAGGUAUCUCGCCUAGGCAAGAAGCCCAAUGUUUUAUAAUGCAUUUAUAUGUUAGCGGCUUGGUACCAGUCACUAUACCUCUCUGUCCACUGAUGAACGAGUGGAUAAAAACCUUGAAUUUUUUUUUCCCCCUCGUAUGGCUUGUUUUAGCAUUUAUUAUUAUUAUACCCGAAGCAUCAUUCUAGCUUAGCUUCACAUAGCAAGAUACAUAAGGGAAUGAAUACAAAUAGAGGAUUGAUACAAAUACAAGACUGGAG